Manis javanica (Malayan pangolin) is the source of this 1367-nucleotide messenger RNA. Lineage: Eukaryota; Metazoa; Chordata; Mammalia; Pholidota; Manidae. The record is from RefSeq and is a predicted model, not a curated record.
AUGAAACCUGUGCAUCUGGCAGUUACCCUAACUCCAGAGGUCACUAAUGAGGUUGACCCUUCUCCAGCCCAGCAAGAGGCCCUGGCUCAGCCUCUAGAGAGCCCUGAAGAGGCCGAGCCUCCUCCAAUCCAGCAGGAGGUUCCCACUCAGGCUGCACAGCCCCCUGAAGAAGUUGAACCUUUCCCAGUUCAGCACGAAGCCCCAACUCAAGCCCCAGAGUUCCCUGCUUGGGGAUAUAACUCAAAUUCCACAAGAGACCUCAGCGAAGCCUCAGAGCCUCUUGCAGAGACUGAGCCUUCUCCAAGAGAACAGGAACAACCAGCUCAGCCUUUUGAGCCUCACAGGGAAGCUGAACCUUCUCCAACCCAGGAGGAGGAGGCCCCAGAUCAGUCUCCAGAGCCCUCCAAUGAAGGUGUAGCUCACUCUCCAGAGCAUCAUAUGGUAACAGUUCCUCCUGUAGGUCAGGAUCAAGCUCAGCUUCUGAUGUUGCCUACUAUUAAACCUGCCGCAGGCCGCGCCGUAGGUACGUUUCCGCCAGCUCUGGCGGGAAGUGCCUUUUGCAGCUCCUGGGGUGUGGAUCCUUCUCAGGUCCGUGCGGUGUUCCAAAUCCGCAGACAUCCGCCUCGCCCCGCGCUGCCGUCUCUGUCUCCUCCGCUGUCCUGCGCCGUCGGUUGCGGCGCCCCAGGUGGAUACAUUGAGAGGAGCGCUGGGCGCGUGAUCUGCGGCCUCCUCUCCAACAAGGGGAAACCGAGUCCCCUAGGGCUCAGGGAGAGCAGCCCGGAGGCCUUGCGGGCUGCGCGGCCCUGUUGGAGACAGAUGGAAAGUUCCCUGGACGGCUUCGCGGGCUCCGCAUCAGCCGGCACCCCUUAUGGCCUGCCGGGCCCUGAUGCGCCCCCGCGGCGACCUGGGGGUGAGGCUGUUCCCUGGGUCAGCCUGAGAGCCAGAGACUGUUGAAGGGAGUCCCGAGGCCAUGGGUCAGUGACCCUCAGGGUGACUUGGGAUAUGGGUUUGCUGAUAAUUCCCCCCAGAUUCUCUUGGGGCUGUUCAUGGACCCUGGGGGCAGAGAGUGAAGAGUGAUGCGUCACCAGGGCUCCUCCCACCGUGUGCUCGGAGCAUCAUGGAGCCACUGCUCACCCUGCACAGGACAGCAGAGGGAAGGCGCAGGGCCUGGGGACCUUGGGGCCACUUCAGCUGGCUCUGAGUUUCCACACCUCUGGGCCAUGGACAGAGAAGGCCAGCCCCAUGUCUUCUGCCAUGUCUGGAAUGAUUUAAUAACCAAGAGUGAUUUUUCUCUUGAAUUGGAGGCUGCUCAUCACUUUCCCUCCCUCCCACCAACCCACCCAUUCAAUAAACCUUUGAGACUUGUA